AGUACUGAGUGCCCAUCCCUCUCUCAAAGGAACUGCAUACAGACUCUGCCAGACGCACUUACCACACAGUCAGGCACAGAGCUGCGCACAUACAGCUUGAUCCAACAGUUAUAAGACAACAGCAGGUUCCAGUUAAAGGACACAGAGCUCAGCUCAAGCAUGGAUGCACUAAAGAAGGGAUUCUCCAUGGCUAAGGAGGGCGUGGUGGCCGCCGCCGAGAAAACCAAGGCCGGGGUGGAAGAAGCUGCUGCCAAAACCAAGGAGGGGGUCAUGUAUGUGGGCACAAAGACAAAAGAAGGUGUUGUGACAGGUGUGAACACAGUUGCUCAUAAAACAACAGAGCAGGCGAAUCUUGUGGGUGAGACCGCUGUUGCCGGAGCCAAUCAGGUGUCAGAAAAGACAGUGGAAGGACUGGAGAGUGUGGUUACAUCUGCUGGCCUGGUUAAACAGGAUGAGCUGGAGAACACUGAGGGGGAGCUCUCGAAGACAGAGGGAGCUGAAGAGCAGCCUGCAGACGCUGGACAAUAGGAUGAUGUUAGGAUGCACAUCCUCCAUGAUGCUCUGCUUCCUGCCUAAGAGAAGAAAGUUUAUCUGCUGCAGCCAAUGCCUGAAUGUUAUCAAUGCUAGACCUCAGAUUGAUACUACUAAUACCCAAUUCCUUAAAAAACAAUAAAACCCAUCCUCCAUCUUCUGCUUACCUCAGUUUCACCACUUCUUUCACAUAGAUAGAGACACACGGUAUAGAAAUACUAUUCACAAGAACAAAUACUUAUGUAUUAACACUUUAUUAUUUAGCUAUGCAAAAUUAAUGUUAAGUGUGCAAUGUGCAUUAUUACCACAUCUGGGCAAAUAUUACAUGCACGAUCAGUACAUUCUUCCUACAUAACUUACAAAAUGUGCAAAUUCUAUCAAGAUAGCUUUCAGGAUUCAUUCAUGUCUGUGGAAAUAACGCAUGUCAUGUUAAGGAUUCUCAUUUAUUUUAACCCAUCAUUUGAUUCAAGCGAAACACGUCUUAAACACUUUGUUUUAAAUUCUCCAUAUGUAAUAAAUUCAGUUUUGUGAAAAACAAAA
Messenger RNA from Misgurnus anguillicaudatus (oriental weatherfish), 1071 nucleotides. RefSeq names its product synuclein, gamma a (gene sncga). Gene Ontology annotation, biological process: synapse organization; chemical synaptic transmission; synaptic vesicle endocytosis. The record is from RefSeq and is a predicted model, not a curated record. Gene Ontology annotation, molecular function: cuprous ion binding. Gene Ontology annotation, cellular component: neuronal cell body; cytoplasm; axon terminus. NCBI's taxonomy places the organism in Eukaryota, Metazoa, Chordata, Actinopteri, Cypriniformes, Cobitidae.